Cryptomeria japonica (Japanese cedar) is the source of this 2888-nucleotide messenger RNA. RefSeq names its product pentatricopeptide repeat-containing protein DOT4, chloroplastic. The record is from RefSeq and is a predicted model, not a curated record. NCBI's taxonomy places the organism in Eukaryota, Viridiplantae, Streptophyta, Pinopsida, Cupressales, Cupressaceae. Gene Ontology annotation, molecular function: protein binding; RNA binding. The coding region runs from base 334 to 2187 and encodes 617 amino acids. The transcript has 2 exons. Gene Ontology annotation, biological process: RNA modification.
AAAAAUAUAAAUAACUAUUAAUGAGGGUUUAUGCCAACAACAACACAGUAGAACCAGGCUCAUUGCAAUUGAUUCGGUUCUUUGCACAAGCUUUCCAUACCUAUCGCAUUGAUCACAAUAAUACAAAAUGUUACAAGUCAAUUUUCUUGGUUGCUUUCCGAUGAUUUAUCACAAAACUAGCACAGACCUUAAUGCUUUAUGCAGGAACAGCCAUAUUCAACACGCUCUAACCAUUUUACAUCCAGAGGAUAAACCUAACUUGGGUUUUCACAGCGAUAAAUAUGCAACGCUCAUUCAAGAUUGUGCAAAUAGAAAGGCACUGGAACAAGACUGAUGGAUGCGCGCAAAAUGUUUGACAAAAUGCGUGAACGUAGUUAUAAUACGCCUGUGUGGAAUGCCAUGAUGAGAGGAUAUGCAAUGUAUGGAGACUGUGAAGAAGCAGUUAAGCUGUAUUACCAAAUGCAACAGUAUUUCAUAAAGCCGGAUAGCUACACAUUUUCCUGCGUUCUCAAGGCUUGUGCUGGAAUAGAAGCUCUGGAAGAGGGUAAGUAUAUACAUGAAUGUUUGAGAAGAAAUGGGUUUGAAUCCAUUGUUUAUGUGGGGAAUGCUCUUGUUUCUAUGUAUGCCAAAUGUGGGAGUUUGGAUGACGCACGUCAUGUGUUUGACAAAAUGUCAGAGAGAGAUGUGGUGUCCUGGAAUGCGAUGAUUGCAGGCUGUGUUCAAAAUGGCUAUUUCGACGAGGCUCUCAAGUUGUUUAGGCAAAUGCAAAUUCAAAGGAUGAAACCGGAUGCUGCGAGUAUUUUGAGUGUUCUCCCAGGUUUGAAUCUGCGAUUGGGUAGGGAGAUUCACAAUUACAUUAUUACAAAUAGUUUGGAGUCAAGUGUUGUGUGUAAUUCCCUCGUUGCCAUGUACGCCAGGUGCGGAUGUAUAGAGGAUGCAGUCCGGGUGUUUGACAGGCUCUGUCAGAAGACCGUUGCUUCCUGGAAUGCAAUAAUUACAGGCUGUGUUCAGAAUAGAAAGCCUAACAAAGGCAUGAGUUUGUUUCGCCAAAUGUUAGUCACGCAAAUGAAACCUGACCAAAUAAGUGUUCUUGGUGUUGUCCAGCUGUGUGCCAGCAUAGGACUGCUGAAACAGGGGAAGGAGGUGCAUAACUAUAUGAUAAAGGGCGAGAUUGAUUCACAUGUCAUCGUGCAGAGUGCCCUUGUAGAUAUGUAUGUCAAAUGUGGAAGUAUGGAAGGUGCACGCCAAGUGUUUGACAAAAUAGUACAAAAAGAUAUUAUCUUGUGGACUUCAAUAAUUGCAGGCUAUGCUCAGAAUGGGUAUGCAGAUCAAGCAUUAAAACUUUUCCAUCAAAUGCUGUCAGGCAUGAAACCUGAUGCUGUUACCAUUACAAGUGUUCUUCCAGCAUGCGCUCACUUAGCAGUUCUGCAACGGGGUAAGGAGAUCCAUGGUUACAUAACUAGGAAUGGAUUUCAGUCAAAUGACCAUGUAGUUAGUGCUCUUGUACACAUGUAUGGUAAAUGUGGAAACAUAAAGGAUGCACGCCUAGUGUUUGACAACAUGCCUCAUAAGGAUGUAACCUUGUGGACGGCAAUGAUUGCAGGCUAUGCCAUGCAUGGAUAUGGACAUGAAGCCCUCACACUGUUUCAUCAAAUGCAAGGAACUUGCAUAAAGCCAGAUUAUAUCACCUUCAUUGCCAUUUUAUCUGCAUGCAAUCACGCAGGCCUUGUGGGUGAAGGUUGGAAAUACUUUGAUUGCAUGAGUAGAGAUAAUAACAUUCAACCCUCUCUGGAACACUAUGCCUGCAUGGUUGACCUUCUUGGAAGAGCAGGUCAUCUGAAUGAUGCGUAUGAUUUUGUCAAAAACAUGCCACUGAAACCAAAUGUUAGUAUAUGGGGAGCCUUGCUGGGUGCAUGCAGAAGUCACAAAAAUAUAGAAUUAGGAAAACAUGUGGCAGAGCACCUGUUUGAGUUAGAACCUGAAAAUAGUUCAAAUUAUGUAUUGAUGUCAAAUAUAUAUGCUGCAACUGGAAAUUUGGAAGAGAAAGAAAAGAUUAGAAAUGUGUUGAAAGAUAGGGGUUUAGGAAAGAAACCUGGUUGCAGCUGGAUAGAAAUCAAGAAUAAGAUAUAUACAUUCCAUGUAGGUGACAGGUUUCAUUCACAAAUGGGAGAGUUUUUACUUAGCUAAAAAGCUUGGCUGGACAGAUGAUGGACAAAAGGUAUAUUCCCGACUUGAAAUUUGUUUUGUUUGAUGUCGAGGAGAAAGGAAGUGUCCUCUAUGGCCACAGUGAAAAGCAUGCAAUUGCUUUUGGGAUCAUGAGCACGUCGUUGGACAACUAGGACAUCACAAGAAAAAAAACAUUUGUCAUGUGAUGAUUUGCACAACAUUGCUGCCAAAUAUAUCUCCACAAUUGCUAUGUCAGAAUCAACUGAGAGAUGAUUAUGUUUUCCCCAUGUCAGAUGGUGCUCUUGUGGAAAUUACUGGAGAUGCUAACAGAGACAGAGGAUGAAACUGGACUGAUAGCUAGGUAUCUAGCGACCUUUAGCUGCAGUGUAUAUUAGGCAACCAAGUUGAUAUAUACAACAAACCCUUCAACUUCUGAUUUUUUAAUUUUUCGUUGAAGAGUUUGAGUGGAGCGAACUAUUGUUAUCAACCAUGUAUUGAAGCCAUUUUUGCCUUAUUCCCUGCCAAAGGCCAAGGUCUGACAAAUAUCUAUUCCACCAGAAUAGCUUAGAGUUUGCAAAUUGUUUUCACCCUUCCAAGACUGGGUGGUCUUUUUGUAGGCACUAUUGGUGACGUUAACAGAAAUAGAGGAUCAAAUUGGGCUGGUAGCUAAAUACUCAGCAAAAGGUGCUGAUAGAAAGAGGAUUAAACUGGUUUGGUAACUA